AUGACCAAUAAAGGAUUUCCUCCGAGGUCAUCAGAACGUCGUCCAAAUGCGAAAAGUUACUGUUUGCUAAUCUAUUUGGCAAUUUCCAUGGCCUUGAUUGUCAAUCAGUCCCUCAUUGUAUUGAGCCAUGAAAUACGAGUGCUGGAAGCUCCCAGUGUGGAUGUUCUGGAAGCAGUUGGCACUGAGUUAAAAGGCAACAAACCAAUCCAAUUGCUAAUGGCCAAAACGAUAUCAAUAAAGGACGUGAAUGAUACGCUUGCGGACAUGGUGGCCCUGAGACAACAGUUGGACCCAGCCAAAUAUCAGCUACGAUGGAGACUCUUUUGCUACAAUCACGAAACAAACGAUUAUCUAAUGGAAUUGUACAGCAAUGAAGAAUGGAAAGAAAAGUUACGUGCAGAAGUACAUCAUGAACAAGGAUCAGCAAAGGCAACCUUUUGGUACAAACAUAUGAACCCAGAAUCAGUACCCAACGAGAUUGACUACAUUUGGAUCCACGAUGGAGACAUUCGGCUACGAAAUAUGUCUUGGGAUUGUUUCUGGAAUACGGUAUCCAUAUUCAAACCAGCAAUUUUUGCGCCUGCAAUCAUGUCUAGCUUGAGCCAAAAGAGCGAAGAACGGAAAAUAUAUACAGGCAGUACACAUCCAGGACAUUGUUAUACGGACCCGUCUUUCUCACAGAAACAGCAUGUCUUCAGGAAAGUUGUCGCAAUGGAUGUUUCUGUAAUCGAGAUUCAAACACCAAUAUUCAAGGCUGCUGCAUGGAAAACUGUGCAUAAUGAGCUCACGGCAAGAAUCCCUGAAUGGGGAAUUUAUACAAGUUCUUGGGGUCCCGACAUGUACUGGUGCAGUAUUGUGGAUAGGCAACUAUUCGGAGUCAAUAGUACAGAACGAUAUUGGCAACGGCCAAGGAUACGGUGGACGGAUGCUAAAAAUACCUGUGAUAUGCCCAGAUACCUGAGGAAUCAGAUGGAAAAGGACGGCAAACUAGUACAAGGCAAAGACUACUAUGACAAGUUUGACAAGAAGACUUACCCACAUGCCUGCAUGGUCAUUCAAUCCACUCCAGUGGAGCAUCUGGAUUCCAAAACAUUGCCAAUGUACAAUGUUACCAAGCGAGAAAUUGCCCGCGAAAUUGCCAACCAAACGAGAACACGAUAUUUUACUGCCUUGGAGGAUUAUGUAAACAGAGCCAAAAAGCCACACCUUCAUUUGUAUCGUGCCUACAUUGCACCGAACUCAACCGAGUUUGAUUGUCAAGCAUGCAAAUACGAAGGAUGCAAUGCACAGUAG
Cylindrotheca closterium is the source of this 1293-nucleotide messenger RNA. The record is from the annotation of a GenBank genome assembly. Lineage: Eukaryota; Bacillariophyta; Bacillariophyceae; Bacillariales; Bacillariaceae.